Lactuca sativa (garden lettuce) is the source of this 1525-nucleotide messenger RNA. RefSeq lists its product as uncharacterized. Gene Ontology annotation, molecular function: protein binding. Lineage: Eukaryota; Viridiplantae; Streptophyta; Magnoliopsida; Asterales; Asteraceae. The record is from RefSeq and is a predicted model, not a curated record.
ACUCUCUUCACCUCCACUUAAAACCUGGUAUUCUUAGUUCCAGACUUCCAGUACAUGCACGUCGUCGUUUUGUCACGUCAAAGCUAAAACAACCAAACAACACAUAGUGAGUGCAUUGUGAAAGUGUGUGGGUGUGAAAAAAAUAGAGAGUGAAAAAAUGGGUAGCUUCCGGUGGUGGUUUACAGCUGUUUUGGUACUCGCCGUCAGUGUAACGGUGAAUGCCUGCCCGCCGUCAGAUAGGGCAGCUUUGUUGGCCUUCAAAGCUGCUUUACACGAACCUUAUUUGGGCAUUUUCGACUCGUGGAAGGGCAACGACUGUUGUAGCAAAUGGUACGGCGUUACUUGCGACCCGACUACUAAACGGGUUGCGGAUAUAGCGCUUCGUGGAGAGUCCGAGGAUCCGAUUUUUCAGAAGGCGAAGCGGACCGGGUACAUGACCGGUUCAGUCUCGCCGGAAUUAUGUAAGUUGGAGAGGUUAUCGAAUGUAGUUAUCGCCGAUUGGAAGGGUAUUUCCGGUACUAUACCUUCCUGCAUUACCACUUUGCCGUUCCUCCGUCACCUAGAUCUCGUCGGAAACCAAAUCUCCGGCGAAAUCCCUUCCGAUAUCGGCAAACUCAGCCUUCUGACGGUUUUAAACCUGGCGGAUAACAAAAUCACUGGAAGGAUCCCGAGGUCGAUUGCAAAUCUAACUUCGUUGAUGCAUUUGGACCUACGAAACAACUUGAUCUCAGGAACUAUACCGAUCAACAUCGGUAAGCUGAGGAUGCUCAGUCGUGCUUUGCUUAGCAACAACCAGAUCUCCGGACAGAUUCCGAACACCAUUUCCUACAUCUAUCGUCUCUCAGAUCUCGAUCUCUCGUUAAACCGGAUCUCUGGACCGAUUCCUGAAGCGCUUGGAAAAAUGAAGGUGCUGGCGACGUUGAAUCUCGAUGGAAACAUGAUUUCCGGUCAAUUACCAACGUCGUUGAUGAACUCUGGCAUUAGCAUUCUGAACCUUAGCAAAAACGGCAUUGAAGGAAGCAUCCCGAACGCAUUCGGACCUAGAUCUUACUUCAUGGUGAUGGAUUUAUCGUAUAAUAACCUGAAAGGUCCAAUUCCGGAAUCGAUAGCAUCAGCGUCGUAUGUCGGACAUCUUGAUCUGAGCCAUAACCAUCUGUGUGGGGCGAUUCCGGCGGGUUCGUGGUUCGACCACCUUGAAGCGUCGUCGUUUACUUACAAUGAUUGUCUGUGUGGAAAGCCUCUUAGGGCUUGUUAAUUGAAUUUGUUAGAUUAAUGUAUUUACUCGUCGGUCGCCGUUCAAAGGAUACAAAUGUCGCCGGAGAUUUGUUUCAGUUCGGCAAGUUUGAGCAGUUGGUUUUUACAGUGUCGGUGUUUCUUCACAGGUAAUGAUGUAUUAGUAUGUAAUUUCUAAUCUGGUUAAUUGUGUAUUUAUGGAUUGUGGAGAAUUUAUAUAGCGUGGGAGAGGUUCAUGGUAGUUACUAUGGACCGCUUCUUUGAAUGAAUACUUCACAUGCUGUUAUUAUUA